Messenger RNA from Lingula anatina, 3105 nucleotides. RefSeq names its product hemicentin-1-like. NCBI's taxonomy places the organism in Eukaryota, Metazoa, Brachiopoda, Lingulata, Lingulida, Lingulidae. The record is from RefSeq and is a predicted model, not a curated record.
AUGGGUUGGAUGGAAAAGGCUCCUAUAGCUAGAGUCAUCGUUGGAUUAGCAAGUGUUUACUUACAUAUUGUGGCAGGUGCUGAUAUAGAUGUCGGCCCUUCCUCAGCUGUCAGUGCCUCACUGGGGAAAUCAGUUUCCAUGUGGUGUAAAGUGAAUACAGUCACUUCUGGGCUUUCUACAGAGUGGACCAGAGGGCCUAUUGCUACCCCUACCUUACUGACACAAGAUUGUGUUAGUGUUGAUUCAACCAAGUACAGUGUUAACCCAUGUGAUCAGACCAACCACAACUAUACACUUGUUAUAUCCAAUGUGCAGUUCUCAGAUGCUGGGAGAUAUGCAUGUGGUCACAGUAGCAUGGGUAGUGACAGGGUCACUGUGACAGUGAUUGCUGCUCCACAGGGAACUCGUCUCCUCAAUUCCACAGCAGAUACCAAGGUGACAGCUCAGCAGGACACCACAUUUCUGUGUGAGACCAAGGCAUAUCCAGCAGCAACUGUUACCUGGGAGGUAGAUGGCACUGCAGUGACAUCUGGUGUCACACACAGUAAUUCACCAAGGGACGUCACCACACAGCUUAUUACAACUACAAGUACCCUGAAGCACAUGUUCCAAAAGACCCAGGGUUCAAAGACUGUCACCUGUAAGGCCAGUAAUAGUGCUUUUGGGUCAACUCCUGCAGUAGUCUCUGUGAAUGUGGACAUAAUUUGGCCAGUUGAGUCAGUGUCCCUAAACUGCACCAAUUCCACACUUCACCUAGAGGGCGCUAUUGUAUACUGUCAGUGUCAGACAGUUGGUGGAAAUCCAGCAGGAAUGGUAAAAUGGACAGAUGUCACAGCCAGACCUUCUCCAUAUACACUUCCUAUAGAUGCUACCAGAGGCAAUAAAAUAUUUAGAUGUGAGGGCUUCAAUGAUGUUAACACAAAUAGACCUUCUGCAGCUAUUCAACUGAAUGUGGCUUAUCCUCCCAGUAACGUGGGUAUAACAUCAAACCCUGUGUCACCCCUACUGGCUGACAGUACACCCACUUUAACUUGUGAGGCCAGUGAUAAGGGGAAUCCUGCACCAAACUACCCUGCUCCACAGGGAACUCGUCUCCUCAAUUCCACAGCAGAUACCAAGGUGACAGCUCAGCAGGACACCACAUUUCUGUGUGAGACCAAGGCAUAUCCAGCAGCAACUGUUACCUGGGAGGUAGAUGGCACUGCAGUGACAUCUGGUGUCACACACAGUAAUUCACCAAGGGACGUCACCACACAGCUUAUUACAACUACAAGUACCCUGAAGCACAUGUUCCAAAAGACCCAGGGUUCAAAGACUGUCACCUGUAAGGCCAGUAAUAGUGCUUUUGGGUCAACUCCUGCAGUAGUCUCUGUGAAUGUGGACAUAAUUUGGCCAGUUGAGUCAGUGUCCCUAAACUGCACCAAUUCCACACUUCACCUAGAGGGCGCUAUUGUAUACUGUCAGUGUCAGACAGUUGGUGGAAAUCCAGCAGGAAUGGUAAAAUGGACAGAUGUCACAGCCAGACCUUCUCCAUAUACACUUCCUAUAGAUGCUACCAGAGGCAAUAAAAUAUUUAGAUGUGAGGGCUUCAAUGAUAUUAACACAAAUAGACCUUCUGCAGCUAUUCAACUGAAUGUGGCUUAUCCUCCCAGUAACGUGGGUAUAACAUCAAACCCUGUGUCACCCCUACUGGCUGACAGUACACCCACUUUAACUUGUGAGGCCAGUGAUAAGGGGAAUCCUGCACCAAACUACCGCUGGUGGAAUUCAAGUAACAACGAUAUCACAGACACAGAAUCUGCUGGCAAAUCAGUCAUUACUGUAGGGCCUCUAACAGACAGAGAUAAUAGACAGAUAUAUCACUGUGAAGCCUCUAAUUAUUACACUAUAAACAAACCUUCCACGAGUCCGAAUGCUACAUACACACUGAAUGUAGAAUUUAACCCGAUUAUAUCAACCCAAGCAUCUCCAAGUAGUACAGUUAAAGAAGGAGAUGAUGUGACCUUGACCUGUGAUGUAACCAAGUCCAACCCAACAGUUACAAGCUAUGUUUGGAGUAGAACUCGAGACAGAAACAAUGGCGUCCAUAACCAGUCCUCAUAUACCAUUAAUCAGAUACAGGUGGCGCAGAAUGGGACAUACACGUGUUAUGCCACAGCACAGUCCAGUCGUCAUGGCAACCUGGUCGGAGAGAGCAGUGUGACUUUGAUAGUUAAAUACCUGCGUGUCUCAGUAGAAAGUAUCCCAGCCACACUAGAGAACAGCAGUGUCAGCAUUCACUGUAAACCAGAGGGAAUUCCUGCUUCAUUUGUUUAUAGCAACUGGCAAUUUCUGUCACUUAUUGGACGACAACCUGUAGAUCUACAGAGAAACCAAAACCCUCUGGUACUGAACAAUGUACAGUACACAGACGCUGGGACGUAUAUAUGCACUGCUAGUAACUCCCAGUUCACGAAGACUUCUAAUGGAACUUUAGCUGUCAAAUAUGCAGCAAAGAAGGACCCAUCAUCUGACCGAGUCACAAACCUGGAAGUUUCAGCAGACAUUGGAGAGUCUGCCACCUUGACCUUGUAUGUCAUUGCUUACCCAAAACCCACAUCUUACUCCUGGAGAAAAAUAAAUGGCAGUUUACCUUCUGCAUACAACCAGACAGAUCUGGAGUAUAAAUCAACACUGAGAGUUGACAGGUUGAGAGACAGUGAUUACGGCACCUAUGUAUGUAGUGUGGACAACAGUAUUGGACAGUCUGUGUUUUUAUUCAAACUGGAAAGAAAAGGAAAGCCUGAUGCUCCUUCCAAUCUUGAAAUGUUCAACGUGUCAGCCAUCUCUAUCACUGUCCAGUGGACUUCAAACAAAGAUGGGGGAUAUCCACAGACAUUUCUGGUUGAGUAUAAAACAGACGAUGGACCAUGGAUAUCUACGUCAGCAGUUUCAGAUGCAGGUUAUAAACAACCUGUGUUGAAAAAAGUGCCCAAUCUACAACCAAAUACUAACUACAUGUUCAGAGUGGAAUCAAGGAAUGGCUAUCAAGAUGGGAGUGGAAAACAGUUUGCUAGUGGAGGAUAUUCAGACACAGUCACCGUGAAAACAAAGGGUAAGAGCUGA